UUCCACAUCUAUAACUACCCACAGCUCACUAGAUCACGAGCGAGCCAGGUCCAAGGACAGAGGGACCAACUAGCUCUACUGCUCGAUCGGCAUGGCCAAGCUUUGUGCUGUCCUCCUCGCCGCCUGCUCCGCCCUCCUGGCGCUCGGUGCCGCACCGUCUACCCUCGCCGGUGACCCCGACAUGCUCCAGGACAUCUGCGUCGCCGACUACAUGUCCCUUCAGGGCCCGCUGAGGGUGAACGGGUACCCGUGCAAGCCUGCGGAGAACGUGACGGCGGACGACUUCUUCUACGGCGGGCUGGCGAGCGCGGCCGACGUGUACGGCGGCGGCAACCCCAUGGGCUCCGUGGUGACCGCGGCGGACGUGGAGAGGCUCCCGGGGCUCAACACACUGGGCGUCUCCAUGUCCCGCAUCGACUACGCGCCGUGGGGCGGCACGAACCCGCCGCACAUGCACCCGCGCGCCACCGAGAUCCUCUUCGUCGCCGAGGGGACCCUGGAGGUGGGCUUCAUCACCACCGCCGGCAGGCACAUCACCCGGGGCGUGCCGAGGGGCGGGGUCUUCGUGUUCCCGCGCGGCAUGAUGCACUACGAGCGCAGCGUCGGCGAGGCGCCCGCCGUGGCAAUCUCAGCGUUCGACAGCCAGCUCCCCGGCACGCAGAGGCUCGGCGAGGCGAUGUUCGGGGCGGCGCCGGGGUUGCCGACGGACGUGCUGGCCCGGGCGCUGCAGACCGACGGCGGCGUGGUGGAGAGCAUCAGGUCCAAGUUCCAGCCAAAGUAGGCCACGAGGACGUACGCGCGCCAAGCGUAACACGCACAUUAAAGGCACGUAAAAAAAAGCGUGCGUACGUAAAUUAUCACCACACGGUCCUAUAUGUCCCCUCAUACUUAUUGUCUGUCUUUUAGGUGAAAUGAAAAGCGUCAUGUUAUUUGUUCGUUGUUGAGCUGUAUGCAAGUAUCGAUGGUUUUUCGUACGACGUCCUAAGUUUGUUGUAAUAUUUGCAAUGCGUGUAAAUGUAAUAAAUAAAUGCGUCCAUGGGUUUCUGGUAA
Molecule: messenger RNA, 1050 nt
Organism: Triticum aestivum (bread wheat)
Lineage: Eukaryota; Viridiplantae; Streptophyta; Magnoliopsida; Poales; Poaceae
Product: germin-like protein 1-4
Exons: 2
Coding region: 92-781 (229 amino acids)
Molecular function (GO): manganese ion binding
Source: RefSeq, a predicted model, not a curated record